CGGCGGCGGGCGGCCGAGCCGGGGCUGAGCCGAGGGGUACGCCGGGACCCUCCGCCCGCGGGCAGCGCACCGAUCUUUUUGGAUCCCUGUCUGAUUGCUCCAUGGUCUCAAACUCUCCCCUGUAACUGUCGCAAGGAGCCAAAAUGAAGUUGAAGCAUAACAUCAACCCCAUUCUUCUGCAGUUUAUAAACUUUAUUAUCUUGGUGUAUACGGUUGUAACGUACAUUCCUUGGUACAUAUUUUCAGGCUCAAGGCAGGCUAUAGCAAAAUCCAAGCAGGUUAAGGCUAGACCUGUGAAUAACAGGCCUGGGGGUGCAUACAGGUCUGUUAACAGUCUGCACUGCUUAGCUUCAGUUUUAUAUCCUGGCUGUGAUACACUCGACAAAGUUUUUAAGUAUGCUAAAACUAAAUAUAAGGACAAAAAGCUGUUAGGAACGCGGGAAAUCCUGAAGGAGGAAGAUGAAAUCCAGCCAUCAGGAAAGGUUUUCAAAAAGGUCAUCCUUGGCAAGUAUACCUGGCUUUCAUACGAAGAUGUGUACAUCAAAGCUGUUAAUUUUGGAAAUGGCUUAGCAGUGUUGGGUCAGCAACCAAAGACAAACAUUGCUAUCUUCUGUGAGACUAGAGCUGAGUGGAUGAUUGCAGCACAAGCCUGCUUUAUGUGCAACUAUCAGCUUGUUACUCUGUACGCUACCCUAGGAGGUGCAGCAAUAGUACAUGGGCUAAAUGAAACAGAGGUGACCACCAUCAUUACUAGUAAAGAGCUGAUGCAAACAAAAUUGAAGGCAAUUGUUUCUCAAAUUCCACGGCUGCGACAUAUUAUUACAGUGGAUGGCAAACCAACAACGUGGUCAGAAUUUCCCAAGGGUGUCAUUGUUCACACUAUGGCUUCUGUGCAAGCUAUGGGAGCCAAGGCAGACAGUGGAAACAAACAGCAGGCCAGGCCUGUACCUUCUGAUAUUGCAGUGAUCAUGUAUACAAGUGGAUCCACAGGAAUUCCCAAAGGAGUUAUGAUCUCCCACUGCAACAUAAUUGCUGGUAUAACUGGAAUGGCUGAAAGGAUUCCAAAUCUGGGGGAAAAAGACAUUUAUAUUGGCUACUUGCCUCUUGCCCAUGUUCUGGAGCUGAGUGCUGAACUUGUGUGCCUGUCUCAUGGAUGCCGCAUUGGUUACUCUUCACCUCAGACACUGGCUGACCAGUCCUCUAAAAUCAAGAAAGGAAGCAAAGGUGAUGUUACUACACUUAAACCAACUCUAAUGGCAGCUGUGCCGGAAAUUAUGGAUCGAAUCUACAAAAAUGUCAUGAAUAAGGUAAAUGAAAUGACGAGUUUCCAGCGAAAUCUAUUUAUAUUGGCCUAUAAUUACAAAAUGGAACAGAUUUCCAAAGGCUACACGACCCCGCUCUGCGAUAGCCUUAUUUUCCGGAAAGUACGAAUGCUGCUAGGUGGAAAAAUUCGCAUCCUGCUUUGUGGAGGAGCUCCACUCUCUGCAGCCACUCAGCGAUUUAUGAACAUUUGUUUCUGUUGCCCUGUAGGGCAGGGGUACGGGCUCACUGAAUCAGCUGGAGCUGGAACGAUCACAGAAGUUUGGGACUACACUACAGGGAGAGUGGGAGCACCUUUGGUUUGCUGUGAAAUCAAGUUAAUGAACUGGGAAGAAGGUGGAUAUUACAACACUGAUAAGCCAUAUCCUAGAGGUGAGAUUCUUAUUGGAGGGCAAAAUGUGACUGUAGGCUACUAUAAAAAUGAAGGACGAACCAGAAAGGAUUUCACUAUUGAUGAGAAUGGGCAGAGGUGGCUCCAUACUGGAGAUAUUGGAGAGUUUCAUCAAGAUGGAUGUCUAAAAAUUAUUGAUCGUAAAAAAGACCUUGUAAAACUCCAAGCAGGAGAAUAUGUUUCUCUUGGCAAAGUAGAAGCAGCUCUGAAGAAUCUUCCGCUGGUAGAUAACAUUUGUGCAUACGCAAGCAGUUUCCAUUCUUACGUCAUUGGAUUUGUUGUGCCAAAUCAAAAGGAGCUUGCAGAACUAGCUCGGAAGAAAGGAUUUAAAGGAACCUGGGAAGAAAUCUGUAACAGUCCAGAGAUGGAAAAAGAGGUACUGAAGGUGCUAGCUGAGGCUGCCAUGGCAGCUAAUCUGGAGAAAUUUGAAAUACCAGUAAAGAUCCGUUUGAGCCCUGAUCCUUGGACCCCCGAGACUGGGUUGGUGACAGAUGCGUUCAAACUGAAACGCAAGGAGCUCACGGCGCACUACCAGGGGGACAUCGACCGGAUGUACGGGGCACAUGUCAAAUAAGUGCUUCUCUGCACCACGUUGCUACAGUGAGCUUGGAUCAAAUAGGAAAUACUUGAAUUGCCUGUCUCAGCACUUGAGAUCAAACACCAAACCACCAUUCCUCAUUUGAAGCCUAAACUGUUAUUUCUGAUAACAUCACCCUGAUGACCAGCGCGUUUAGUAAAAUCUUACGGCAGCAAACUUGUGUCUGUCUCCUUUUUUAUCCAGUUUUCUCUGCUACCUUGUCAGUUCUUGGAUUUUCCUGACUGUUUUUGGGAAACCAUGAUUCUGAAGCCUCAAGUUUUUAAACAUUUAUAAAUCCUGUAUAAUGUUUUAUUUGUAUCUUUAACAUUUGGAUGUAUAUAGGGAGAACUUGGCCGUGUAAGAAAUGGUGAUACUGGGGGCCUUUUUUUUACCUAACUAUUUCAAGAUAAUGUACUGAUGUUGUGACAUUCUGUAAAUUAAAAAUGCUUAUAAUGAUGUCACUGUUGAACAGAGGACCAGAUGAUUUGCUGCUGUGGUAUUUUUCUGUGUGAAUCUGAGGGAAAAACAUUUGACGUUACAGCUUGUUUAAAACAUCCUUAAUAUGUGCCUAAUGGUUACUUUUAUUUUUGUCUGAAAGUGAAAAGAUGGUCAUGGCACAGCUCUGCAUAAAGGUGGGUAACUGUGCAGGUGUUAGUGAGCAUCUUUUGUAUUAAAUAACACUUAUUAACACAGCAGAAAUGAAAUGGAGGAAUAAUCUCUCAAAUGCAGAAGCCCCUUCUUGAAGUAGCUCGUGAUCAUUCCGUACAGUAGUUGAACUGCAUGGAGCUAAUAAGAACUCUCAGAAUUAAUUUAAAUUAAUGCUUUGUACGUUUGACAGUGUCUAGCAGACAGACUGCAACAAAUCCUGUUCUGUUUUCUUGUUAGAUUUGGACAACAGAGUGGGUUUGCUGUUUGGUUUGUACAAGUAUGAUAACAGCCCUGUUCUGUGCUAGCUGCAUCCCAGAUCUUACUGGAGAGAGGGGAGGCUGAAGUCCUAAUAGCAGUUAUGUUCUCAGUUCACACAGUGCCUAGCUGCCCUUUGUGCCAUUACAAAUCUCCCUUUUAAUGUUGUGUUCUUCUAUUCAGAGGUUUGUUUUUUGUUCCUUUCAAAGACAGAUAUUUGAGGUAUUUGUCAGCCAGAGUUGUAUUUAUGUUACUUGUCUAAUCAUUACACCAAAAUUCUUACGUUGGGAAGGAGUCUCAGUUUCUGUUUUGCUGUAGAUAUGUGAAUAUUGUUUGAAGAGUUACCAGAAAUCUUUUCAUCUUCAGUGACAACACUUAGAUUUGUUUCGGAUUUGAGUUUUAUUCUCAAAAUAUUUCUAGAAAGAAAAUAAUCAGGGUUACGUCAUUGUGAAAAAAUACACAUCCCUCAACUUUGUGAUGGAGCAAAUACAAAAAUGGUGUUAAUUUGGAGACAAUUCUGGCGUGUAUCAUACUGGCAGUGCUAAAAGUUGAAGUCUUGUUGCUACCUACUUAAUAGCAUGUAAUGGCAGCAUGUGGCCAUUCUGAACAGCAGAAGGUUGGUUUGGGGAAGGGAAUUCCUGCUGCUAGCACUCAGAGUUUUGAUGUGGCUGUUGUGGAAGUUCCUCAAUGUGUGAAUUCUCUUUAAAAAGUAUUCUGAAAUGUUAUUUCAAUUAACACUUUCCACUGGUUACAGAAAGCAGUUUCAAAGCAAUUGAAUGUUAUCCAGUAGGUUUCAGUUUUGGAAAAAUGAUAAGGUUUGUGUGCUUUGUUGUAUUAUCAUCAAUUUCCUCUCCUAUGAAAAAGACUUAUGUUUGUGGUGUAACAGGUGAAAUGGAAAUACAAAAAAAACAGAACUGCUUUUAUAAGAGUGAUGCCUUUGGAUACCUGGAUAAUAGAUGAUUUUUUCUGACAAAUAGGUAAAGAUUCAUGUUGGAAAUGAACUGUCAGGAUGUGGAAGUUUGCCAGGACUGAAGGGAAGUGUCAAGAUGUGUCUGCCCUCCAUCAACUGUUUCUUAAGAUGUUUGCACUCAGCACAGGCCGUGCAUUGCUCAAGUGGUUUUGGUGAAAAUUAAUAAACCACUCAAGUACUGUUACUGUGUGUAACACUUGGUGCAUCGUGCAGCAGGUUUGAUUUAUUUGGUAAAUUCAGAAGGAAUUGGAAAUUGUUACUCCAGAGUUUACAUGCAGUUUUGGGUAAAUUGUGUAAAUGAAACUGAAAUAAUUUGGUA
This is a messenger RNA of Centrocercus urophasianus (Greater sage-grouse), 4480 nucleotides long. RefSeq names its product acyl-CoA synthetase long chain family member 3 (gene ACSL3). Gene Ontology annotation, molecular function: long-chain fatty acid-CoA ligase activity. The record is from RefSeq and is a predicted model, not a curated record. Gene Ontology annotation, biological process: long-chain fatty acid metabolic process; neuron differentiation; long-chain fatty-acyl-CoA metabolic process. Gene Ontology annotation, cellular component: lipid droplet; plasma membrane; endoplasmic reticulum. The coding region runs from base 144 to 2285 and encodes 713 amino acids. The transcript has 15 exons. Lineage: Eukaryota; Metazoa; Chordata; Aves; Galliformes; Phasianidae.